UUGAUACAGAUAUUCUAAAUACACGAGCUUGCUCCCCUUGUGUGGGUGUAUUGACCUUGAGUUACAGACCUGAGCCUAUCCGCGUACCAAAGGAGCUAAACCACUAUAUUUACACAUAGACAGACAGGUAGGAAAAACCUCACUAUUCCAAGGCAACGGAGCUUAAGAGAUUUGAGUCCACCCCCGUGCAAGGUUUAAGAAAGGUCCUUGUCGGAUGAAAGCAGUCAAAGAUGGAGCAAUACCCGUAUGAUAAUAUUUAUAGGUGCAGAGAGGAUAAAAGAGCUGGGGCAACCCUCCUUCGUCACUAAAUCAAAAGGGAGAACCCAACAGAUUCCUGAAGAGACCUGUUCUCCUUGUGGAAGCAUUAUGUACUGCACCCACUUAAAGAAGCUGCAGCUGGUCAUCAUGGCAAUGCUGUGGGUGACACCGGUGAGGGCGGGGACAGACUGCAGGUAUGGCUGCCGACUAAACAACAUGACCAUCACCGUGGAGAGAGAGGACUGUCACGGAAGCAUCACCAUCACCACCUGCGCCGGCCUGUGCGAAACGACGGACCUGAACUAUCAGAGCACAUGGCUGCCGCGCUCCCAGGGGGUGUGUAACUUCAAGGAGUGGUCCUACGAGAAGGUCUACCUGGAAGGCUGUCCAGCCGGGGUCAACCCCUUCUUCAUACCCGUUGCCAAGAGCUGCGAUUGCAUCAAAUGCAAGACGGACAACACCGACUGUGAUCGCAUAAGCAUGGCAACACCCAGCUGCAUAGUAAACCCACUAGAAAUUUAAUAUUGUAGAGUUAAGCUGUUGCAGCAUGCACCAAUUUGUAAGUCGCUCUGGAUAAGAGCGUCUGCUAAAUGACUUAAAUGUAAAUGUAAAUGCAGCAGCCACUAUUCUAUGGUACCGUUUCCAUUGUUGAUGUGCUAUCGCAAUAAAACACUACUUUGAGUAAGUCUAAAAGUAUUUGCUUUUAGAAUAUACUUAAAUAUCAAAAGUUAAUGUAUAAAUAAUUAAACAAACCAGACCGCACUCACUUUUUUAUUUACAGGGGCAGGGUCCAACAAGAUAUAAUUUACCAAUGAAGCAUUCCAUUAGUGAGUCCACCAGAUCAGAGGCAGAAGGGAUGUUCUCUUGAUAAGUGUGUGAAAUAGACCAGGGAUGUUGUCUUCAUAAGUGUGUGUGAAUUAGACUAUUUUCCUAUCCUGUUAAGCAUUAAAAAUGUAACAAGUACUUUUGGGUGUCAGAGAAAUGUAUGGAGUAAAAAGUACAUUAUUCUCUUUUGGAAUGCAGUGAAGUAAAAGUAGUCAAAAAUAUAAAAAGUACAGAUAACCAAAGAAACUACUUAAGUUGUACUUCACAACUGUGACUAUGGGUCAUUUAUCACUACCCAAAAAUAUACCUAAUAGGUCACAGAAAAUAAAAAUGGCACAGAACACCCUAUAAUGGAGAUUAUCUGUGGUAAAGCAGCAGCACUUGUUUUGACCACUUAACACCUUGUGGACAUUUCUAGGAAACUGUUGCAAAACCACACACAUGAUACUGAAGAGGCCACCAGUCAUUACCGAUAAUUAUUAUAGACUUUUGGAAUCUGGACACUCACAUUAUUUUAAUAUGUAUUAAGACCAAUGUAAUUGACAGCUGUGGGCACAAAGAACAUAUGUAAUCACUAAUCAAAACAAGUGGAGAAUUGCAAAAACCAUAAUGAGGAAAGGCAGGAAAUGAAACAUGGAAAAUUCUUCAGGCAUG
Messenger RNA from Oncorhynchus nerka (sockeye salmon), 1737 nucleotides. It is a transcript of the gene fshb, whose product is annotated as follicle stimulating hormone subunit beta. The transcript has 3 exons. Gene Ontology annotation, biological process: ovulation; G protein-coupled receptor signaling pathway. NCBI's taxonomy places the organism in Eukaryota, Metazoa, Chordata, Actinopteri, Salmoniformes, Salmonidae. Gene Ontology annotation, cellular component: cytoplasm; extracellular region. The record is from RefSeq and is a predicted model, not a curated record. The coding region runs from base 247 to 780 and encodes 177 amino acids. Gene Ontology annotation, molecular function: hormone activity.